CCAUCCCGCCAACCAUGGGUUCCUCUCCAUUCACCAUGAGGUCGUUCCUCGCUCUUUUCCUCCUCGUGGUGCAACUCGCCUCUGCCCUCAAGUUCGAUCUCGCCGCCACCUCGGGCAAGACUGAGCGAUGCAUCCGCAACUUCGUCUCGAAGGACCAGCUGGUCGUGGUGACGGCCAUUGUCAGCGGCCAGAAGGGUGAUGGACAGCGGGUUAACAUGCACAUCAAGGAUGCGAUGGGCAAUGACCAUGGUCGUCCCAGGGAUAUUGUCGGCGAGGUGCGCCAGGCUUUUACUUCGACUGCUGACACCGCUUUCGAUGUGUGUCUCGACAACCAGCUCGUCGGUCGCAACGCUGUCGCCAAUCCCUCUCGUGAAAUCGACCUCGAUGUCGAGAUCGGCGCCGACGCCCGCGACUGGUCCUCCAUCCAAGCGCAAGAGAAGCUCAAGCCCGUCGAGACCGACCUCCGCCGCAUCGAGGAGAUGGUCGCAGACAUCGUCACAGAGAUGGACUACCUCCGCGCGCGUGAGCAGCGUCUCCGUGAUACCAACGAGAGCACCAACGAGCGAGUGAAGUGGUUCGCGUUCGGUACCAUGGGCAUGCUCGUUGGUCUGGGAGCUUGGCAGGUUGUCUACCUGCGGGCUUACUUCCGGUCCAAGCAUCUCAUCUAAAGCAAAAAUUUUCGGAAUACUGCUUUCUUCUUCUUUUUCUGCUAUGUUAGCUUGCGUGAGGGGGCUGAUGAGUUGCAUACAUGAUUCGGAUGGCUCCGCUUUUCUACUUGUUCGAUCUUGGAUUGGAGGUGCUGUUGCAUGGGGGGUCUCGCUUUGCUGGCUGGUUUUGGCCUUUCCCUUGUCUUUAGGCAUUUCUGUUCCAAUAGUCAUGACCUCAAUGAUAUAAAAUACAUGCCCUGCUUCCGCGGAGGUUUAAUCAAUUAUCUUUGUCUGGA
Molecule: messenger RNA, 943 nt
Organism: Penicillium subrubescens
Lineage: Eukaryota; Fungi; Ascomycota; Eurotiomycetes; Eurotiales; Aspergillaceae
Product: p24 family protein
Exons: 3
Coding region: 15-668 (217 amino acids)
Biological process (GO): Golgi organization; endoplasmic reticulum to Golgi vesicle-mediated transport; intracellular protein transport
Cellular component (GO): endoplasmic reticulum-Golgi intermediate compartment; Golgi apparatus; COPII-coated ER to Golgi transport vesicle
Source: RefSeq, a predicted model, not a curated record